This is a messenger RNA of Leguminivora glycinivorella, 1499 nucleotides long. RefSeq names its product CLIP domain-containing serine protease HP8-like. The coding region runs from base 345 to 1412 and encodes 355 amino acids. The record is from RefSeq and is a predicted model, not a curated record. Lineage: Eukaryota; Metazoa; Arthropoda; Insecta; Lepidoptera; Tortricidae. The transcript is spliced from 9 exons. Gene Ontology annotation, biological process: proteolysis. Gene Ontology annotation, molecular function: serine-type endopeptidase activity.
AAAAGAUCGAAAUCGUAUUUUUGUAUUGUAAGAUGUUUAAUGACUAGACCAGGUAAUUUUAAGUAAUUGAGACCAGUUAAUAUUUUUUUUUAGUUUUGUAAUUAUAUGCUCUACGAAUACAAAUUCAAGUUCUACAUUUUUUGGUUAUUUUUAUACCUAUCAGAUAUCGGGGUAUAUCCGUGUAGCUCGGGGUUCCCCAGCUUUUAUACAUUUAUGGAAUUUCGAAUGAAUCAACCGCCCAAUAUUGUUUUUUUUUUUUAAUUCGACAUUAAGUCUCGAACAUUUCUUUAGCCAGUUCUUGUCGGAGGUUUGUGUGCACCGAUACCUUUCAAAUAAUUAUUAAAAUGUUAAACAAUGUUGCACAAAUUAGUGUUUAUUUUGUGUGUGCCUUUCCUUGUGCUUCAGUUGCCACGUUAAAAAGAGAUUGCAACGAUUGCGUUGUCUACAACUUAUGUGACACUGCCGUGACCCUCCUUAGAAAAAGGGACCCAGCAGCAGACGCUCGGCUCAAGAGUGUUUUUUGCGGGUUUGACUAUAAUAAACUACCUAUGGUAUGUUGCUCUGAGCUCACAACGGGGCAAGCUCCUGCAGCCAUCGAGUACCACCCUAAUCUGCGCCUGUUUCCAGAGAAUUGUAGCCAUAACAAGAAAAAAAUAAGCGGAAGCCGACCGGCAGAGAGAUACGAGUUUCCGUGGAUGGUCCUUCUUGCCUACGAAACACCCCUGGGCCCUCAAUUCAAGUGCGGUGGCAGUCUCAUAAGUGAGCGAUACGUUCUCACCGCGGCCCACUGCCUUUCCGAUUUGAAGCUCAUAGGCGUGAGAGUUGGGGAGCUCGACGUAGACGCCACCACGGCGUGUGCUGAGCUAGGCGACUGCAUUGAUCAGAUACAGGAUUUACGUGUUGAAGAAGCCAUACCUCAUGCUGAAUACCGUGGCAGGCCUAAUGUUAGAAACGACAUCGGGCUACUAAGGCUGAGGAAACCUGUAGACUUAUCUCAGAAAAAUACGGGCGUAGUUUGUCUACCAGUGAGCAGAAGUCAGCAGAGCUUCGAUCUUGGCAGACAGGUCGCUACGCUUGCCGGGUGGGGCUCCACAGAGCACGGUUCCAAGUCAUCUAUACUGCGCACCGCCGCUGUUCCUGUAUACACAGUUGAGAACUGCCGCAAGCUUUAUAACAGAGGCAAAAAACCAAAUGAAGAAGACGAGACAACCAACAAGCUCUGUGCCGGUCAGAAGGGCAUAGGUUCCUGCGAAGGAGAUUCAGGGGGUCCCUUGAUGCUUCGUGAAGAAGGACGCUUCGUCCAGUAUGGGGUGGAUUCAUAUGGGCCUACCCUGUGCGGCGCUGACUUUCCUACCGCUUACACUGAUGUAACGAAGUAUGUGAAAUGGAUACUGGAUACUAUUAGGCCUUGACACUUGGUCGUUCUUUUUAGAAAUUUUUUGUAAUUUUUAAAGAUAUUGAAUUUACUGGAUAAAAGCUGACUUAGAAACAUACUUGGU